This is a messenger RNA of Drosophila guanche, 850 nucleotides long. RefSeq lists its product as uncharacterized. Gene Ontology annotation, biological process: biological process involved in interspecies interaction between organisms. The annotation marks the transcript as partial. Gene Ontology annotation, molecular function: carbohydrate binding. NCBI's taxonomy places the organism in Eukaryota, Metazoa, Arthropoda, Insecta, Diptera, Drosophilidae. Gene Ontology annotation, cellular component: external side of plasma membrane. The record is from RefSeq and is a predicted model, not a curated record. The transcript has 2 exons.
AGUGUACAGUUUGGAUGGACAGGCGGCAGAUGCAGCCAUGAGGAUUCUUCAAAUUGUGAUACUGACCUUGAUCGUAGCGCAUCCCGAUCAAGUUCUGUCCGCCCGAAAGCGCGGUAAGGACAAAAAAGCGGAUGCCAAGGGAGGUCCUUGCGGGAAACCCUAUCUGAGGCAGCUGAAUGGAAGAUGCUACUACUUCUCCGCUAAGAAGAUGAACUGGUUUGGUGCCCAGAACAAUUGCCUGCGAAAGGGCCUCAAUCUGGCUAAUUUGGGCAGUCCGGAGGACUAUAAAUCGGUGCUCCGCUUCCUGAAUAUGCGGGGCAACAUGGAGGACUAUUGGUUCGGGGGCAACGACCUGCAGGCGGAGGGACGCUUCACCUACAUCAGCAAUGGCCGCAUGGUCCGCUACAUGGGGGAACUGGGCUUGGUGGAGCCGACGCAUCGCUCUAACCUUGACGACUGUCUGGAGGUGAGGCUGCGGGCGAACAGCACCAUGGUCACCGAUGACAACUGCCUGGAGAAGCAGUACUUCGUCUGCGAGAAAUUCGAGCAGAAGUGUGCCACGCCCACGAGCGAUGCGGUGGACAACACGCAGCACAGCCACGAGCACUUGCAUCACUUCCACCACGACCCAGCAAAAGGAGAGAAGAGGGAAGAGGGAGGGAGCGUUCAGGAAGGUAUGGAAAGCGAUUCGCGGCCGGUUGAUAAUACGAAUUCAGCGGAGGUUGGGGAAACGAGCCUUGAGGCACCGCAGGCGCUGGAGGAGCCAGCAGCGCAGGAGCCAGGAAAAGAGCCAGGGACAGGGACAGAGCCAGAGGCAGAGUCAGGGGCAGAGCCAGAGGCAGAGCCAGAG